CUGAGGCAGUAGGAGAGGCGAGAGCCCGGCAGCCGCUUCGCGCUGUUUGCUGCGCGGGCUUCUGGAGGGGGCGGCCGCUGAGUCGGUCCGGGAGAAGCGGCACCGGCGGCGUCGGUGCUGGCGCCUGGGGGCGGGGGACCGGGGAGGCGAGAAGGGGGGUCGCUGCGGUGCUUCUCCGGCUGUCGCGCUCUCCUCGCCGUUCUCUCCCGGCUCGGUGGGCUCCCCCCGGCGUCCCCCUCGCCUCCGGGGCCCCGCUCCCCGCCCCCCGCGGUAUGUCUUGAUCCCGAGCAGCGGGUUUCAUGGGGCUCCUUAGGAUUAUGAUGCCGCCCAAGUUGCAGCUGCUGGCGGUGGUGGCCUUCGCAGUGGCGAUGCUCUUCUUGGAGAACCAAAUCCAGAACCUGGAGGAGUCCCGAUCGAAGCUGGAAAGGGCGAUUGCAAGACAUGAAGUUCGAGAAAUUGAGCAGCGACAUACGAUGGAUGGCCCUCGGCAAGAGGCAGCACUGGAUGAGGAAGAGGACAUGGUGAUCAUUUAUAACAGAGUCCCCAAAACUGCAAGCACCUCUUUUACCAAUAUUGCCUAUGACCUGUGUGCAAAGAAUAAAUACCAUGUUCUUCACAUCAACACUACCAAAAAUAAUCCAGUGAUGUCACUGCAAGACCAGGUACGCUUUGUAAAGAAUAUAACUUCCUGGAAAGAGAUGAAACCAGGGUUUUAUCAUGGACAUGUUUCUUAUUUGGAUUUUGCAAAAUUUGGUGUGAAGAAGAAGCCAAUUUACAUUAAUGUCAUAAGGGAUCCUAUUGAGAGGCUAGUUUCUUACUAUUACUUUCUGAGAUUUGGAGAUGAUUAUAGACCAGGAUUAAGAAGACGAAAACAAGGAGACAAAAAGACCUUUGAUGAGUGUGUAGCUGAAGGUGGCUCAGACUGUGCUCCGGAGAAGCUCUGGCUUCAAAUCCCAUUCUUCUGUGGCCACAGCUCGGAAUGCUGGAAUGUGGGAAGCAGGUGGGCUAUGGAUCAAGCCAAGUAUAACCUAAUUAAUGAAUACUUUCUGGUGGGAGUUACUGAAGAACUUGAAGAUUUUAUCAUGUUGCUGGAGGCAGCUUUGCCCCGGUUCUUCAGGGGCGCUACAGAACUCUACCGUACAGUAGGAAAGAAAUCUCAUCUUAGGAAAACCACAGAGAAGAAACUCCCAACUAAACAAACCAUUGCAAAACUACAGCAAUCUGACAUUUGGAAAAUGGAGAAUGAGUUCUAUGAAUUUGCGCUAGAGCAGUUCCAGUUCAUCAGAGCCCACGCUGUACGGGAAAAAGACGGAGACCUCUACAUCCUCGCACAAAACUUUUUCUAUGAAAAGAUUUACCCGAAAUCGAACUGAGUGCCAGGUGUGACUGUUAGGUUCUUGAACUAAAACCUUGACCCUGUCUUCACCUUAGUACUCAGCUCCACAAAUCGGGUUGGGGAUCGGUGUGUAAGACCAUGUGUAUUGAGCCACGUUAGGGGGCAGUAACACGGAGGAAGUGGAUACUGGCUGGUAAGUUUCAGUGGCCUAAGAGGUUUAAGUUUCUGCCUUUUUUUUUCUUUUUUUCUUUCUUUCUUUUUUCCUUUUUCUCCCUCCACCCCCCAGUUAAAUUUUGGUGGGAGUUAUAAUUUCCUGCCUGGAAAAAGCCUACACAUCACCAAAAAUAAACACAUAGCAGGUCUCAUUGUAGGCUAAAUACAAUUUCAAAAAAAGUUCUGGUAUUCUCUUUUUGAUAAAGCUUUUUGUUUUUUUCACCUAACCAUGAAUGAAAAUGAAUCCAUUUGCUCCUUCCACCUUCACCUGGAGGUUUGGGUUAUACACCUCUACUGAAUAGUGUUACUAACUGUUUGGCAGUGUGUGCUUUGUUUCUGUGAAUCAUGUCUCAUGAAAUUUAUUGGAAUGUUUGAUACUGUUUGCUAAGAAUGUUUCUGCUAUAGUUGGAAUUGCCCACAUUUAUGUAGGUUGUUUGAAUAUUCUUAAAAAAAAAAAAAAAACCAAACCUGAUCAUUAGUGUUAAAAACCAAUUUUAAAAGAGAGCAGUAUUUCUCAUUCCUGUCUCCCCUGUCUCUAAGACUGGGAAGACACUUCAAAGAAUGUUGACACUUUCUGGAAUUUUAGUUAAGGGUUCCAUACAUUAAUAUCAAAAAAGUAAGUUUAGUAUUCGUUCCUCCAUGGGUUAUUUGUAGAGCGGUAAACUGACAUAUUGGUGACUCCAUAUUAUGACUCAUUAGUGAGCUGUGGUAUGGGUAGGAUUUCCCUACUUCUGUACUUUUACUUGUAGACUAUUUUUACUAAGGUGCUUUAUAAUGUGUUUUAAAGCAUUGCAUUUACAAAAAAAAAAAACAAAGGAAAAUGCUGUAAAUAUUGCAUAUUUUAUGUAUUUGGACCAAAAGGUUAUAAGUAAUUAGGUAAAAGUGGUUUUGCACCAGUUUUAUUAUUUCAAGUAAAAUCAUCAGACCUACUGUUCUUGUAGUUCUCGUUUAACUUUACUGUUAAGACAUCACUGAAAUGAACUUCAGUAACCUUUCAAUUUUGAUACACAGUACAUUAUUCAUAAUUGGGGGCAGUAGUCAGAGUGGAAAGAGUACUGGCCAAGGAGUCAGAAAAUUUGAUUUCUGGUCCCGGCUCUGCCACUUUCCUAGCUGUGUGAUCUUGGGCAAGUCACUUAACCUCUCUUUGCCUCAAUUUCCUCAUCUUGAAAUGAGGAGACUAAUACCUGCUGUACCUACCUCACAGGGGUGUUGUGAGGAAUAAACAAGACGGCACGUGAAGGCACUUUGAAAACUGUUAACACGCUCUAGAAAAGUAAGGGAUGAUGGAAACAUCUUUCACGUAUGGUUCCAUAACGUUCAUUUUUUUUUUUUUUUUUGGGACAAAGAAAGGGAAAAGUCCACUUCUAAGCUGGUUGGAAAAGUGGUUAAUCUUGAUAUAAAUUUAUGUUUGAUAAAUAUCUUCCGUGUUGUAUCUUCCCUGUUUCAACAACUUUGGAAAUAAGAAACACCUGUGAACUCUUAGAUUCAUGAACAGCUGCUUGAGUUCAGGAGGUUUGAGUUCUUGAAAAAGAUUUCGUUAGCUGACUCAGGGCAGGGGAAAAUGUACUCUUCAAAUUUGGGAGAUUUGUCUGUUUUUAUUUUACAUUGCCAUUGAGAAAUGGUAGCUAUUUUAUACCUCUGGGUUGUCAAGGUAUAUAUCGCAGAGUUUAAUUUCCCUGUACCGUCUUACCCUUCAUAGAGUAACAGAGGUGAAGAAUUUCAGAAACAUUUCCUAAAAAAUUUAAUCUUUACUGUGUUUAGUUUAAAUAAAUACUGUUUCUGAACAAGGCCUCACCAAACUAGGCAAGUAAACAUUUUAGGCAAGCUGCUGUAAAGGUUAUUCAUGGAAGGGGGGUGGAGGGAGCACUACUUAUCAAUCCAUAAACAAAUAUAAAGAAAAGCUAAAAAGGAAGUUUCCAGAAUCAUUUAGCACCCUUUUCUCCCAGCAAUUAGACAACAUUAAGAGAACGUUGACAGGCAUAUAGUUUCCUUAUCUGGCUUUCUGCUUUUUUUGUGUAUUUAUUAACUUUUACGGAUAUUUAUGGGAAAUUUAUACAAAUUAUUCCCUUGCCCAAAAGGAAAGCACCACUUCACAGGUGGGUGUUUGACAUUUAAUCUGCUAAGGAACUCCCCAAUAUGCAGGUUAUUCUUGGAGCACAUGCUAAAAUCUUAAGGUGCAUUAACUCUUAGGAAACUAGAGUGGCAUGCAGUACCCUACGUCAUGAGUGCAGUAGACUUUUCCUGUAAAGGUCCAGAGGGUAACUGUUCUAGGCUUUGCAGUCUAUACAGUCUCUGUCAAAACUACUCAACUCUGUCAUUUUAACACAAAAGCAGCUACAGACAACACAUAAAUGAGUGAGCUUGGUUGUGUUCCAGUAAUACUUUAUUUCAAAGACAGGUGACAGGCCAGAUAGGGACCACAGGUUGUAGUUUACCAACCCCCGUAUUAGAUCAUUAUUUAUGGAGAAAUCAUUUUUUAAAUCUGUAUUCUAGUGACCGAAAAGAGUUUAUAUACUUCCAAAAGCUCCUAACUUAUAUCCAAAGAAUAGCUUUCUUAUUCAGGAGGUCUCUACCCCAGAUUCAUAAACUUUUAUGACUUUAGAUUGCUUCCAGGUGGGCAUGUUUUCUUUCCCAGUUUAACAGUUCAGAAUAGAGGCAUUUAUUCUAUCAUCUAGUAGGAUUGGUUAAGGAGUAUCCUUCCUUGAGACGGAGAAAGGGUUAGGUUUAAUUCCAUCUGGUCCAGUACAGUCCUAAGAGUCUGACGAGUGCAGAGUCCUCGUAAUACCUAACUUUAUAAUAAUAAUAAUUAAAAAAAAUAGGACCACUGAGACAAUAAUGUAUUUUUUAAAAGUGGCAAAUGUGGUUUUCUUUUUUCAGCCUUUGCGCUUUUUCAGUAUUUUGAUCAUAGGGAAAUUCUUUUUUUUUUUUUAUAAUACAAAAGCAAAUUAACCACUCUGAAUUUUAAAAGAUGAUGUUAUGUGUGUAUGUGUGUGUGUGUGUAUAUAAAUAUAUACAUAUGUUUAUUUCCUAAAAGAGGAAAAAGUACUUUUUUUGUUCAACUUGUAUCAACUCCUGUUUUCUAAUUGCUGUGAAAUGGCAACUGUUGAUAAAUUAUUGUGACUGUUUUAAAAUGUGAUGGGGAGGAUAUAUUUUGAUUUUACGGAGCUUUAAUCUGUAAAGUAUCACUUAAAUAUAUCUGAUAGCAACACUUAAAAUAUUGCAUGGGGAUUACUUUUCUAUCAUCCAUACCCAUUUGUGCAACUUUGAACAUAUUGGGUGCUUUUGAAUUCUCAAUGAUUGGGUUUAAAUUGAAAAUCAGAGAACUUAAACUUACUUUUAAACUUUAAAUUUUAUUUUCUAUUCUUAAAAUUCAGUUAAUGCCUAUAAUUUGAAAUCUCUUGUUGUUCUUUCUCAAUAUAUGUCCUGUUGGAGAUUCCUAAAAUUGUUAGUGCCAUCAGUGAUUUACAAACAGUAUUUUGAUAUUGCAGAUGAUUUGCUCAUUGUAUUUGCAUAGUUAGAAAGAAAAUAGUUUGUAGACGAUGAUUCUCUUUUUCUAAUAAAAUGAAAUAAAAAUUCUUAAAAGCGCUAGAGAA
Nyctereutes procyonoides (raccoon dog) is the source of this 5142-nucleotide messenger RNA. RefSeq names its product heparan sulfate 2-O-sulfotransferase 1 (gene HS2ST1). The record is from RefSeq and is a predicted model, not a curated record. Bases 300 to 1373 code for a protein of 357 amino acids. The transcript has 7 exons. NCBI's taxonomy places the organism in Eukaryota, Metazoa, Chordata, Mammalia, Carnivora, Canidae. Gene Ontology annotation, cellular component: membrane. Gene Ontology annotation, molecular function: heparan sulfate 2-sulfotransferase activity.